GUGAACACUUGUCACCUCCAGGUGAACACUUGUCACCUUCAGGUGAACACUUGUCACCUUCAGGUGAACCUUCAGGUGAACACUUGUCACCUUCAGGUGAACACUUGUCACCUUCAGGUGAACCUUCAGGUGAACACUUGUUACCUUCAGGUGAACACUUGUCACCUCCAGGUGAACACUUGUCACCUCCAGGUGAACACUUGUCACCUUCAGGUGAACGGUUGUCUUUACUUGAUUCAGCAGCCGUGUCUAAAUGACAUGUUUAGUUUCAGCUGCCCCCGCCACAGGACUCGUGAAGGUGUUUGGCGUGGAGGGUAUGAAUUAUCUGAACACAUUAGCACUGCACCUAAUUUAUUGAAAUGUAUCUCUAAGGUUUUUGUUGUUCUGUAACGAUAAGGUCUUUGCUGUGACUGCAGAGCCCGGGGGGGUCCUGCGGGAUGGAACUAUAAGCUUAGACGCGUCGAACAGGAGCAGACGAGGGUUGAAGUAACUUAAUUCUUAAAGAUACGUCUGCGGGAUGUGUGCACAUGACAAACCCCCCCAGCUGGGUCUGGAAAACUAGUGUCGUCAUCGCUUUGCAAACGGGGCCAGGAAAUGUAUGGAUAUUUUUGGAAUUCUGCCAUUAAGGGUCGCACUUUAAUUAUGAAACUGAACGCUGAAGUCGGAUGCAGAGAAAAAGAAACUUGCUAAAAAGCACAGAAGUUUGUCUCAUAACUCUGCUUUCCCCUGGGGUGUACUGAAUCAACCGACCAAUCGAAUAACAAGUACAUUUCAUCAUGUUUAGUCGAACCACCUCCGAUGUAGAACUUUCCAAAGUAUUACAAGGACUCCCUCGAGAACAGAGUCGUGGAAUUUCCCCAAUUUCCCAGCGAACAGCAGAUGUUUAACACCACGCUCAUGUUUCUAGCGAGAACUCCCCGAUGACACCGCCAUCACUUAACGGCGUGAAUCAAACAUCUGUGUCACUUUGUCUUUUUACAUUUUCCCCCAUCGUGUGUGUGUGUGUGUGUGUGUGUGUGUGUGUGUGUGUGUGUGUGUGUGUGUGUGUGUGUGUGUGUGUGUGUGUGUGUGUGUGUGUGUGUGUCCAUUCAGAGAAGUGAAGCGGCCCUAAUUUGUACAAUUGGAUCAAGUUUGUGAACUGAAAGGCAAAUGGAUGUUUUGAUUUAAUCAAAUGAUUAAAGGACUGUUUGAUUAUAUGUUUUUUAACGGGUGACUUUUGUCUGUGAGUUUGAAGUGUUUUAACUCCUCAACAUGUACAAAGAGGGGACGCAUGCAGCAGCUUUAUGGGCAGAAUAAAGACAAGUUGUCGUGAAGAUCCAGGAGAACGUUAUGACUGAAACCCUGUUUUUCAUGGCGUUAAUAAUUACUCUAAUUAAUAAACUGCUGACACGUUGUCACAGCUGGCCAAAGUUCUCCCUCGGAGGAGCACCACAGGUCUGCUGUCCUACAGAUGCACUCUGUGAGGCAGGUCGUACGACAGGAAGCUGCAGGUUAAACAAAGUAUUCAGUGAAGAGGAGCCAUGGAGAAUCCCUCAGAGCCAAUGAUCAUCAACAACCCUGCAGACAUCUCCGUCAUUGUGGGAUACUUCAUCAUGGUUAUCAGUGUCGGCGUUUGGGCCAUGUUUCGCACCAAUCGUGAGACAGUUGGAGGUUAUUUCCUUGCAGGGCGCACCAUGACCUGGUGGCCGGUUGGUGCAUCUCUGUUUGCCAGCAACAUUGGCAGCGGUCACUUUGUGGGCUUGGCCGGCACCGGGGCAGCGAGUGGCAUCGCCGUGGGAGGGUUUGAGUGGAAUGCUCUGUUCAUUGUGCUGCUGCUGGGCUGGUUGUUCGUACCCGUCUACCUCACAGCCGGGGUGAUCACGAUGCCCCAGUACCUGAAGAAGAGGUUCGGAGGGAACAGAAUCAGCCUCUACCUCUCCGUCAUCUCUCUGUUCCUCUACAUCUUCACCAAGAUCUCAGUGGACAUGUUUUCAGGAGCGGUGUUCAUCCAGCAGGCGUUAGGGUGGAACAUCUACGUGGCCGUCAUCAGCCUCCUGUUAAUAACAGCCUUGUACACAGUUACAGGUGGCCUGGCUGCUCUGAUGUACACUGACACAGUUCAGACCGUCGUCAUCAUUGCCGGAGCCUUCGUCCUCACCGGCUUCUCUUUUGCUGAAGUCGGAGGCUACAGCGCUCUGAUGGACAAAUACAGCUCUGCUAUACCCAGUCAUUUCUCCUCCCUGGAUCCCCAGCGCUACAACAUCUCCCCCCACUGCUACACCCCCAGGCAGGACGCCUUCAGCCUGCUGAGGGACCCGACCACAGGGGACCUGCCGUGGCCCGGGGUGCUGUUUGGGAUCGCUAUAGUGGGAGGCUGGUACUGGUGCACCGACCAGGUGAUAGUCCAGCGGUGCCUUGCCGCUCGCAGUCUGACCCAUGUGAAGGCCGGCUGCAUCGUGUGUGGCUACCUCAAACUGCUGCCAAUGUUCCUCAUGGUGUUCCCCGGCAUGAUCAGCCGGGUCCUCUACCCAGAUGAGGUUGGCUGUGUUGUCCCUGAGGUGUGUAUGAGGGUGUGUGGGACUGAGGUGGGCUGCUCCAACAUUGCUUAUCCUAAACUGGUGGUGUCAGUCAUGCCAAAUGGUUUACGAGGUCUGAUGCUGGCUGUGAUGUUGGCGGCUCUCAUGUCCUCUCUGGCCUCCAUCUUUAACAGCAGCAGCACUCUGUUCACCAUGGACAUCUGGACUCGCAUCCGACCACAGGCCACCGAGCGUGAGCUCCUUAUUGUGGGCAGGGUCUGGGUGCUUUGCAUCGUGGCCGUCAGUAUCUGUUGGAUCCCAGUUGUGCAGGCGGCUCAGAGCGGUCAGCUGUUUGAUUACAUCCAGUCGGUCUCGAGCUACCUGGCUCCGCCCAUCGCCUCCGUCUUCCUCCUGGCUGUGUUUGUGAAGAGGGUCAACGAGGAGGGUGCAUUCUGGGGCCUGAUUGGCGGCCUGGGGAUGGGUCUGUGUCGGAUGUUGCCUGAGUUCUGGUUCGGUUCUGGCAGCUGUCUUUUCCCCUCUAACUGCCCUUUCUUGGUGUGUGGGAUCCAUUACCUCCACUUUGCAAUCAUACUCUUCUUCUGUACGUCAGCGCUGGUGCUGCUGGUCAGCUGCUGCACGCAGCCCGUCGAGGAGCAGCAUCUCCAUCGCCUGGUGUUCAGCCUGCGUCAUUCCAAAGAGGAGAGGAAGGACUUGGACUGGGAGCAAGAGGAGAAAGGGAGGAGAGCCCGAAGAGAGGCUGAGGAGAGGUGGAGGGAGGAUAGUGAAGUGGCUGCAGAGGAGGACCAGUCUCUCUGUCGCCUGGUUGGUCGGUUCUGUGGCGGCGGCGACUCCCAGGCCCACGAGGACGACACGCCUGAGGCAUCAGAGAAGCUGCCUGACAUCAGCGAGGACCCGGCGUGGAAGUACACUGUGGAUGCUAAUGCUCUCAUCAUGAUGGCUGUAGCAGUUUUUAUGUGGGGGUACUAUGCUUAGCAGUCCUGAGUCUGUCUGGGUGUGAUUAUGUUGGGAUGUCUCUUCACAGGAGCAGUGUCGCCACCUGUUGGACAUUACGUGUCACUGCAAAUCAUAGAGACUUCACGAUUUAGAAACUAGUCAUGCAAGAAUAGCAGCUUGUGAUGCUUCACUGCAUGUCUGCAGUGUUAGUGUCUGUAAUGCGAUCUACAAAUGUUGGAUCAGGUUAAAAUGCCAUUACUGUAUCCUGUUACACGUUGAUUCAAUCACAGGUCGGUGUGCGCUGAGAUAAAAGGUGCGAACAUAGAAGUAUAAUUUGGAAGCCAGGUGAGAAACUCAAUAAAGUCUAAAGUAUCCGGAAGAUUUGUUUUUAAAAGUUUUUCCGACUCCUUUUAAAACUUUGGCUCAAGAAAUCAAUGAAGAGAAUUAAAUGAACUCACCUUCUCAAAAGGGACAGUUCACC
Messenger RNA from Cottoperca gobio, 3930 nucleotides. RefSeq names its product solute carrier family 5 member 2 (gene slc5a2). Gene Ontology annotation, cellular component: plasma membrane. Gene Ontology annotation, molecular function: D-glucose:sodium symporter activity. Gene Ontology annotation, biological process: transmembrane transport; sodium ion transport. The transcript is spliced from 16 exons. Lineage: Eukaryota; Metazoa; Chordata; Actinopteri; Perciformes; Bovichtidae. The record is from RefSeq and is a predicted model, not a curated record. The coding region runs from base 1521 to 3488 and encodes 655 amino acids.